AUGGCCGGCCGCCUAGAAGCCAGGGGAUCCGAGAAGCCACGUGAAUGGGCCCAACUGGGCAGCAGGGCCACGGAUAACCUCCCUCCUGAGGCCUUGGAGUCCUUCUCGGAAGAGGUACAGAGUUCAAGUUCACUCAGCUCCCCUGGAGGGCCGCUGCCCUCGCCUCCGGUCUCAGGGGACAAACCUGAGAGUGGAAAGCCCCCUGCACGCUUGUUGGAGUAUCAAGACAAACGAUCCGAGCUUUCAGAAGAGAGGUUUAGUCGGAAAAGAAUCGACUACCUCAAGGGCAAGGAGUCUAAUGCUGGCGGACACCCACCAGACACUCAGCUUCCAUCAGAGGUCACUCCGGUGUCUGAUGAACAGACGCGUGCCCUGCAGACGUUUUGCUCCGUGAAGGUGAACCUGAUGCACCGCAGAGCUACCUCUAAAGGAAAGAAGCGCAGCAGACAGCAGGAGCCGCAGCUCAGGUCGCAUGCAGAGGCUCCAGAGGUGGAUGCCGCCAGCUGUACUGCCCCCGAUGAGCUUUUGAACAGAAUGCAUUUAAAAAACGUGAUGGCAACACUAAAGCAGGCGGCCGCAGUUAAGCAACACGUGCCCUCGAGGUGCCCUGAUUGUAUCAGAAAAAGAGCAGAACUGGCUCACUCUGCCUUCCUGAAACGAAAGAAGACUUUACUGGAGACACUUCUUCUCCAAGAGAAAAUAGAUGAGCAUCUUCAUACUAAAGACUUCCUCACCUUUAUUGGAGAAGCUCACCGGGGCCUUCCCAGGCUCUCAGAUGACCCCAGAAUAAUCUGGAAAAGACUGAAUGAGAAAAGCCAGAAGAGAGACUCUGGUUUUGAAAGGUCGGAUCCAGAGCAGAAGAUGUAG
This is a messenger RNA of Pipistrellus nathusii (Nathusius's pipistrelle), 867 nucleotides long. The record is from the annotation of a GenBank genome assembly. Lineage: Eukaryota; Metazoa; Chordata; Mammalia; Chiroptera; Vespertilionidae.